ACUAAUAACUCUUUAAUUUUUGUAGAUUCUCGUAACGUUUUAAAUAAAAAAUUAAAAGCUCUAGACGGUAUUGUAUCACCAAAAACGAUAAAUACCCAAGAAAUAGUACCGAUUAAUCGUAAGGAACCUCAAGCCCAUUGCAGUCAUUCAGUAGUCGAUCUAUUGGCAGAAGAAGAUGAAGAAAAUCCGGAGGAACAUACUUCUGCACGAAAAAAAAUUAGGUUUGAAAAUGAGAACUCGAGUGAAAAGAACAAUGACAGUUUAAUUGAUAUUACUGGAGAUGAUAAGAAGGAUCAAAAUGAUGAUAAUUUAACUAUCAAAGUUGGGGAAAAGAACAUAAGUUCUGCUAGCAAAGAGACCGGAAAAAUUACACCAGCAAAUUACACCAGUAAUUCAGAUCAAUGA
Messenger RNA from Cotesia congregata, 405 nucleotides. NCBI's taxonomy places the organism in Eukaryota, Metazoa, Arthropoda, Insecta, Hymenoptera, Braconidae. The record is from the annotation of a GenBank genome assembly.